Molecule: messenger RNA, 1134 nt
Organism: Closterium sp. NIES-65
Lineage: Eukaryota; Viridiplantae; Streptophyta; Zygnematophyceae; Desmidiales; Closteriaceae
Source: the annotation of a GenBank genome assembly
AUGCCAGCUGGGACGCUGACAGGGUUUGGUCCGGAGGGGGUUGGGGUCUGCGGUUCAGUCGGCGUCUUGAACCGUUCUCCUGCUGCUGCGCCUGGUCCUCCCCCGCUUCCGCGAGAGUUGAGUCGGGUUGGCGCGGAUUCCCCCUCGCCGCUUGGCCUGCACUCCGCUGUCCUCCGCGCGCUCCUCGACGCCCGCCUCUCCCCCGCGUGCUUCCCCGUCCGCUCCUCGGAGUGGCUGCCACAGGUGCCGCCUGUUGCGCCUGGGAGAUCGGCGUCGUCGGCUCCUCUUGUGGCAGUGGAGCGCCCUGAGCGCUCGCCGAUGGAUUUCCUCGGCGCUAUGGGCCGCGACUGCACCGCGGAGAGCGAUCCCGCUCCCCGUCCGCUUCCUCCCGCACGCCCUGCCGCGAGCGUACCUGUUGCUCCCCCGGCGUCCGCUGAUCAGAUCCGCCGCCGCUUCGAGGACCAGCAGCGCGAGCUGGCUCGGCGCGCGGGCAGGUCCGUGUCACCGCCGGAGCCCAUGCGCGCGGGGUCCGUCCUGCGCUCCGGCGCAGAGGCUGUGGCGCACCAGGAGUGUUCGCCCCGUCGUCGCUCAUCGGCAGCUCGCGACAAUAAGCGGGAGAGCCGCCGCGAUGAUCGUCACGAGCGGCCGCUGCCUGCGGGGAUGGGCUUCGUGGGUGCUGGUGGCGGGCCGCCAUGGGCUCAGUUUGCUCCGCCGCAUCCUCUUCCUGCUCCGCGUGAUCUGCGCGUGUCGACUCACCGUGCUCGCGCGUCUGCGUUGCUUCCGCCGAUGAAGGAAGUUCCCACGGCGACCCUGGCCCGUUUAUGGUCGCUGGCGGCGUCCCUGCAGAGUCUUGAGCGGAUUCUCCAGGAGUCAUUUGACUCCAUGCCGCUGCGGCUGUGGCAGCAGACGGAGUACACCAAGCUGCUCUUCAUUGACUCGGACCUGCUCCUGUUGGCCAACGUUGACUUUCUCUUCUCCUACCCCGAGAUCUCCGCCCGCGGAAACGACGGCUCAGAUUUUAACUCAGGCGUGAUGGUCCUGGAGCCGUCGGAUUGCACGUUCGAGCUGCUGAUGGAAAAUAUUGGGAGAGUGCGAUCGGCCAACGGAGGGGACCAGGUGAGACCACUGCUGUAG